AUGGCCGCCUCCCCGCCGUCAGAUGUGUGUGUGAAAAUAACGGAUGAACAAAUGGAUUCUGCGAUGGAAACGGGUGAGUGCUCGGCCACAGAAAACGGAGGAGAACCCGAAAAGAAAGAAUUACAGAAAACUGAACCGGAAACAGAGGACACUUUUAAAAAACCGACUCUUUUCGCGGCGCCUUCCCUCACCAGCAAACGCAGUAACGUCUCUGCUCCGUCCAAACCAGCAGCAGCCGAGACAAAACAUGUGAAAGAAAAUAACGAAGCUGAAGUUGUACACACUGCUAGCGAAACUACUUCUGGGCUUGUUACUGAAAGCAAGACCACCGAAAAAGGCCAAUAUGAGGACAAGCCGGAAAGAGUUCAAGACAAGAAUGUGGCUCCUGUCAAAACCAAGCCAGAGGCUAAACCCAGGGUGCUCCCCACUAAAGGACCCCCAGCUGGUAAAUUCCCCCCUAUCCCAUACACAGAGCCGCCCUGGGGUGGCACGGCUCCAGACGUCCCAUAUGCGCUGGAGAUCCUUAAAAACGGCGCCAUCGUGGACACGGUGCCCCUCACACAGAAAAGUUACAUCGUGGUCGGACGUUUACCUGUGUGUGACGUCUCUCUGGAGCAUCCCUCGAUCUCCAGGUACCAUGCAGUGCUUCAGUACCGCAGAGAGGCUGGAGAGGGAGGCUCUGUGGGCGAGGACAGAGGGUUUUACAUCCAUGACCUGGGCAGCACACACGGCACUGUGGUCAACAAGAACAAGAUCCCCCCGAAGACCUACAUCAGGCUCCGUGUGGGACAUGUCUUAAAGUUUGGUGGGAGCACGAGGCUUUUUAUCUUGCAGGGUCCAGAAUUUGAUGAAGAGGAGGAGUCUGAGCUAACAGUGACAGAGCUGAGGGAGAAAGCCCGAAAACAGAGGGAAGAGCUGGAGAAGAGGAUGAUGGGAGACGGUUCUGAUGAUGAUGAUGAUGAGGGGGAGAAGGAGGGGGACGAGCAAGGCGAAAGCAACAAGGGCCGGAGCAAACUGUCAAACGAAGACUCGGGCUGCUCGUGGGGAAUGGCUGAGGAGGCGGUUCCAGAGGAAGACGAGAAUGAGGAAAACCCUUUUUCUACAGAGUUCCAUGAGGACCAGGAAGCUGCGUACCUAAAAGACCCAAAGAAGGCUUUGCAGGGCUUCUAUGACAGGGAAGGAGAGGAGCUGGAGUUUGAGUAUGAAGACAAAAGCCAUGGCAGCUGGCUCUGCAGAAUAAAGCUUCCGGUGGAUGAUGCCACGGGCCGGCAGCUGGUUGCUGAGGUGACCCACACGGGGAAGAAGAAGGAAGCAGCCAUCCAGUGCUGCCUGGAGGCUUGUCGGAUGCUGGAAGCCAGAGGGCUGCUCCGCCAGGAAGCAGUGUCCCGCAAGCGCAAGAAGAAGAACUGGGAAGAUGAGGACUACUACGACAGUGAUGACGACACCUUCCUGGAUCGAACCGGCACAGUGGAGAGGAAGAGGCAGGAGAGAAUGAAAAAGGCGGGAAAGGUUGAGGAGCGGCCAGAGACCUAUGAAUCAUUGGUGGCCAAACUGUCAGAGGUGGAGAAGGAGCUGGCAGACACUCAGAAAAAGCUCAGCGGUGGUAGAGGAGACUUCCCCGGCUCUUCCACCGAGGACCCCCUGGAUGCUUUCAUGACCGCAGUGCGAAGUGAGGCAGCGAUGGACGCCGUGGAGCGCAGGAAGCUUCACGUGCACGUGGCAGACUUGCGCAAAGAUGCUCAGAGGCUCCGAAAACUGGUGGAACUCACACGGCCUGCACAGAUGCCCUCGCUGCUGCCGAGUGGUAGCUCGGAGGCAGCGAAGCCUAAAAAAGUCUUACCACUGUUUGGAGCCAUGAAGGGAGGAAGCAAAUUCAAACUGAAGACUGGUACCAUUGGGAAGUUGCCUCCAAAGCGCCCCAACUUGCCCGCCGAGCUCUUCAACAUGAAAGAACUUCCACCCAGUGGAGAAGAGGAGGAAGACGAGGAGGAGGAGGAGGAGGAGGAGGAGGAGGCAGAGAGAAAUGAGGAUAAUGACGAUAAAGAGUGCGCAGCCAUUACUGAGACUGAUGUCGACACUGAGGAGUCCAGUGCAGCCAUGUCUCAAGAGAGCUCCCCCUUGGGGCGGCAAAGACAGCAGGCAGCAAUGUCCCAGGAGCCGAGAGAGCACAAACAGAGGAGAGUUGAGGAGUGUGCUGAAGCAGUGGAGCAGGUUCCUCAGCGCAGCAACAACAAGGCUGCAGCCCCAUCAAGUCCAGAGUCCAAAGCAGGAGGCGACAAAGAGUCAGAAGCAGAGCCCAGACCCAGAAAGAAUGUGAAGAAGAAAGUGAUGGGCCCCAGCAGGCCACCAGGGCAGCUUUCUGCACAGUAUCCAGAAGACGACCCUGAUUACUGUGUCUGGGUGCCUCCUUCAGGUCAGACUGGAGAUGGCCGCACACACCUAAAUGACAAGUACGGCUACUGAGGGAAACAGAAGAGAGGGAGCUCUUGUGUUACCACUCCAGCAGCUUUUAUACUGCAGAUAAUACCUGCAACACAAAGCCUCCAGUCUCCUUAGCUCUGACCAUUUUAACCCUCUCUACCCAUCCCAGUCCCUGUGUGCACUUCAGCCUGAAAAUAUGGGAGCCUGCAGCAGAUCAGGGGCUCACAGAGGGAUAAUACUGCACCUUUUAUUAUCUUUUGGGGAUAUUUGCAUUCUCAGACUGCCAUAAACAAAAUGCACACUACUUCAAUUCACAUUAAACUGGCAAGCUAAGGGAGCAGACACUGGGCAGUCAGCCUGCUGGCAGUUUUUACCCAUGACAAUAAUAGAGAGCGGUAGCACUUGAAUUUUGUUCUUUUAUUUGAAUUCUAUAUAUCAUCCAAGCAGAAAAUAGAAAGGGACAGAGCAGGGAGCGGUAACUGAUCUGAAUUCAGCUUUCUGGUCUUUGGCUGCUCCUCUUGCAGUUAAAUCCACCUGACAUCCAAUCUGUAUCCCUCCCCUAUUUGGCUUCAGUCGAUCGCUGGCAUAACCUUUUUUCUUUUCCAAAGGAGAGUGUGUGGCAGGGAGGGAGAAAGAGGGAGAGCAUUGAAGCAGCUUUUCUGACCAUCUGGACACUCGGAUGGCUUACUGGAUGAAACGCAAGCUGAUAAUGACUCAAGCUUAGUGGAGUGUGCGUCCGUGUCUACACCGACACACACAUACACACAUAGCCCAACCUUCUCAAAGUUCUCUUUUUAACAAGAUUGUCUUUAUGAGUGAGUCAGCUAUUGGUGUGUUUGCCUAGAGCAGGAUUCCUCGCUCUGUGAAAUCCCACUCAGUGCUGUUGUGUUGGUUUACUGCCAUACUCUCCACCCUCUUUCCUGUCGUCUUUUCUCAAAAGACAAAGUUAAGAAACUGUAUUUUGUUAUAUAAAUGUAUAAUAAAAGUGUCUGUAAAUAA
Epinephelus lanceolatus (giant grouper) is the source of this 3420-nucleotide messenger RNA. RefSeq names its product solute carrier family 4 member 1 adaptor protein (gene slc4a1ap). Gene Ontology annotation, molecular function: protein binding. The record is from RefSeq and is a predicted model, not a curated record. NCBI's taxonomy places the organism in Eukaryota, Metazoa, Chordata, Actinopteri, Perciformes, Serranidae.